Molecule: messenger RNA, 1090 nt
Organism: Exaiptasia diaphana
Lineage: Eukaryota; Metazoa; Cnidaria; Anthozoa; Actiniaria; Aiptasiidae
Exons: 3
Coding region: 39-944 (301 amino acids)
Source: RefSeq, a predicted model, not a curated record
CUUGGAAGGCUUAUGGGAUUGGUAGUGGCAAAGAAGUAAUGGAAAAAUUACCGUCAGAUAUGGCUUACCAAUGGCUUGACAAGGAAUUCUCUUCUGGAGAUUUUAGAAGUAUGACGGUGAGAACAAAGGACACCAAGCCCAUUGCAGCUAGAGAAUCUGAUCAGUCCCUACAGCCGCAAGAAGAAAAAAAUAACUUGUACUCAUGUCCACAAGAUGGCUKYGUUAAAGUUUUUCAAAGGUACGCAAAUCUUGAACGCCACCUAUCUCUCGAAAAAUGCGAGAAAACAGUUGAAAGGCAGUCCCUGAUGGACAUGGCAAAAACACAGUAUGCCCUGAGAUUAGAAGAGGGAGUUGGGAUAAUCCCAUCUCUGAAGUCUUUAACAACGGAGUACGGUAGUACAACCGCAGUACUGGAGGAGRGGUGGUCGUUAAAAAAGGMAGCCAAAUCUUACCGGUUUAGCGACAGCCAAGUUAGCUACCUGAAGUCUAAGUUCAACAUUGGUGUUACGUCCGGACACAAAGUCAGUCCAGAAGUUGUUUCAAAGGAGAUGCGAAGAUGUGUGGGACCGGACGGAACCAGAAUGUUCAAGUCAUGCGAAUUCCUGACAGCACAGCAAAUAAAGUCGUUUUUCUCUAGAGAAGCUGCAAAACAGAGAAAACUUACCGAGGCAGACGUCAGUGCUCAACAAGAAGAGGCUAAUUUCGUUAACGCUCAACAAGCUGUUCUUUUGUCUUUGSAUACUAGUCAUCCAAUUACGUACGAGGAGUAUGACAUAUGCGCACUGGCCAAGAGCCACUCCCUYACUAAGCUGACGUUGCCAGUUCUCCAAGCGAUGUGCCAACACUUUGAUUUACCCGUGCUGAUCCCAAAGGACAGAAGAAAGAAAAAGCCGCAUAUCAAGCUCUUGGAAGAAAWGGUAGAAACCUGCCAGUGCUCAAUGUAACUGAAUAAUUUACUUCUAAUAAUUUUUUUAGUCAAUUGAGUGAAAUAUUAUCACUUUUAGUUAUUGAUAMCACACUUGUGUUAAUUGCCGUGCGCUGAUUGGCUGAUUAGAGUAAGUCAAUAGGCAAUGCGCAGCGACGUCAUUUU